Sesamum indicum (sesame) is the source of this 756-nucleotide messenger RNA. RefSeq lists its product as uncharacterized. The record is from RefSeq and is a predicted model, not a curated record. Lineage: Eukaryota; Viridiplantae; Streptophyta; Magnoliopsida; Lamiales; Pedaliaceae.
AUGAUUCCCAAAUCCGUCGCCAUCAUCCAAAUCACAAUCCUCCUCCUACUAAACAACGGAUUUUUCAGUCUCCAAUCCGUCGCAACCGAAAUUUCAUCUACUUCCCCUUCCCCUUCGCCUUCUCCAUCACCUUUACCGUUUGAAGAGUACGGGCCAUCUCCUCCAUUCGAAGACCAGAAACUGUCGCCUCAGUUCAAGAAAUUCUUGAAGCAAUGCCAGAAGCGAAUGACGGUAGAGUGCGCCGAUCAAAUCGUGGGAUACAUGUUCGACAACAAAACCGUUUCCAAAACCUGCUGCUCCAAGCUCGUCAACAUGGGACCAGAUUGCCACAAAGGACUAGUGAUGAGGGGAAAAGAACUGACAAAACAAAACGCCUACGUCAAGAAAAUACUCUCCAAGAGUGAGGAACUAUGGAAAAAAUGCGAGAAGAUCGCGCCGCGUCCCAAGGACAAGAACUACCCAAAGCUUCCGCCACGGGAGUACCUGCCGGGAUACGCCGAGUUCUUGAGGGAAUGCGCGAAGAAGCUGACGGAGAAGUGCGGGAACGAGGUCUCCGACUCCAUUUUCAAGAAUCAUAAGACGGUGGACAAAGGGUGUUGCUGGAGGGUUCUGCAUAUGGGGAGAGACUGCCAUGAGGAGAUGCUUAAGGAUCUCAUAUCCUUGGGAGAUAUGAAGAACAAGACUCCGCGCGAGGUCAAGCUCAAGAGUGAUCAAAUUUGGAAGCGUUGUGAACGUAUCGCACGUCAUAACUAACAC